AUGGCCCUACCAUGCAAAAGGUUCUUGAUCUUUUUUAGAGGCAUCAAAAAAAGCUCGCCUUGGAACUGCAACAUUCAAUCUGCUACUCUCAACAAAUUCAAAGAAGUAUUACUACAACUCGCACCAUCACAUCGGAACGACCCAAAUCUACUGAUUUAUAGUUAUGAUGGGCCUUUAUCGACAUCAAAGUACCAAAUAAUUCUGGAUGACGAUCAUUUGCAAACAACAUUGAUACUUGCAAAGAAACGAAACUGCAAUCUUUAUAUUUCGUUAGCGUGUCCAUCCAAAUGCUACUCAUCAUGGACACUUGACGAAGUAUGUGCAGAGUACAGCCUAUGUGACAGCAAUAAGCCGACAAUAGCAGAUCUACCUUAUUUCGAAGGUAUUGAGGCAGUUCCUCUAGAAUCUGAAAAAGCCAUAUCACUCAAGGACGAACUCAUUCAAGAGCUCAAGAAACGACAAAACACCAUGAAGGAUAUUUAUGCCAAUGAGACGUCUCGUUCUCUUAUCGUGGGGUCCUAUUUGAUUGCUGUUACGGAAUUGUUUAGUGAUGAUCUAGUGCUUGAUUUAGAGCGAGAAGUACAAGGGCGUCGCGGCCAUGGUCCAGUCGACUACUCACGUCAUCUCAGACCUGAAUGCCUGCACUCACCUUAUAACGGUUUGGAUAAGAGGAAUAGGAGAAGAGAACGACAGAGGGAGUUAUUUGGCAAUAUCCUGAGCUUCGAUUUCUCAUUUUACAACCACAAUUAUCGCGUACGAGCAUCCUCAUUUGUAGGAGUGACACGUAAACAACGAAUUGGAUUAUUGGUAAACCUUAUCGAGUGUGGGAAAACUUUUACUGUUUCCGAUAGUCUUAAAGCUCAUGCUACCGGGUUCAUACGGACAAAAACCGAACAACCGGCCUGCACUGAAAUCGUCAAGCAGUGCAAUGACACUCAAUCCGAAAUUGAUUUGGACAAGAUGCGUGCAGAUAUCGACAAGGCCAUUGAGGAAGCUAAAAAAAGCUAUUGA
Messenger RNA from Lobosporangium transversale, 1011 nucleotides. RefSeq lists its product as hypothetical. The transcript is spliced from 6 exons. Lineage: Eukaryota; Fungi; Mortierellomycota; Mortierellomycetes; Mortierellales; Mortierellaceae. The coding region runs from base 1 to 1011 and encodes 336 amino acids. The record is from RefSeq and is a predicted model, not a curated record.